This is a messenger RNA of Myotis davidii, 1886 nucleotides long. RefSeq names its product solute carrier family 35 (UDP-N-acetylglucosamine (UDP-GlcNAc) transporter), member A3 (gene SLC35A3). Gene Ontology annotation, molecular function: UDP-galactose transmembrane transporter activity. Gene Ontology annotation, cellular component: Golgi membrane. Lineage: Eukaryota; Metazoa; Chordata; Mammalia; Chiroptera; Vespertilionidae. The record is from RefSeq and is a predicted model, not a curated record. Gene Ontology annotation, biological process: pyrimidine nucleotide-sugar transmembrane transport. Bases 49 to 1029 code for a protein of 326 amino acids. The transcript has 7 exons.
UUUCUUUGCCCUGUUUAUUUUGUUUUUCAGGCAGAUGCGGAUAAAACAAUGUCUGCCAACCUCAAAUACCUUUCCUUGGGGAUCCUGGUCUUCCAGACGACCAGCCUGGUGCUGACGAUGCGCUACUCCAGGACUUUCAAGGAGGAGGGGCCACGGUACCUGUCCUCCACGGCUGUGGUGGUGGCGGAGAUUCUGAAGAUAAUGGCCUGCGUUCUGCUAGUCUACAAAGACAGCCAAUGUAGUCUGAGAGCACUGAAUCGAAUCCUGCGGGAUGAGAUCCUUAACAAGCCUAUGGAAACGAUCAAGCUUGCUAUUCCAUCCGGGAUAUACACUCUUCAGAACAACCUGCUCUACGUGGCGCUGUCCAAUCUCGACGCAGCCACCUACCAGGUCACGUAUCAGUUGAAGAUCCUGACUACGGCGCUGUUCUCCGUGUCUAUGCUGGGUAAAAAGCUGGGUGUGUACCAGUGGCUCUCCCUGGUGAUUCUGAUGGCCGGAGUGGCUUUUGUGCAGUGGCCCUCGGAUACCCAGGAGCUGGACUCGAAGGCGCUCUCGGCCGGCUCGCAGUUCGUGGGCCUCAUGGCCGUCCUCACGGCCUGCUUUUCCAGUGGCUUCGCUGGGGUGUACUUCGAGAAAAUCUUAAAAGAAACCAAGCAGUCGGUGUGGAUCAGAAACAUUCAGCUGGGCUUCUUCGGGAGCGUGUUUGGCUUGAUGGGCGUGUACGUGUACGACGGGGAGCUGGUGUCACAGAACGGGUUUUUCCAGGGCUACAACCGGCUGACCUGGGCAGUUGUUGCUCUUCAGGCACUGGGCGGCCUUGUCAUAGCAGCUGUUAUAAAAUAUGCGGAUAAUAUUUUAAAAGGAUUUGCAACCUCUUUAUCCAUAAUAUUAUCGACACUGAUAUCCUACUUCUGGCUACAAGAUUUCGUGCCCACCAGUGUCUUCUUCCUGGGAGCCAUCCUUGUAAUAGCAGCUACUUUCCUAUACGGCUACGACCCCAAGCCUGCAGGCAACCCCACCAAAGCAUAGGGGGCGCUGCUCUCAGGGCUCGCAGGGCUCCCGGCUCGCUCGCGGGAACCGCAGGACUGCUCAGGGCCCAGGGCGGUGUCGCCGCUCUUCACACUGUCCAGGUGGUUGGAAAACAUGAAUGUGCAGCUCAGGUCUGUCUGUGUGACAGCAGGCCUGUCGCCUCUAGAAAUCCAAGCUUGAGGGGUUGCCGGGCUCAGACUCACUGCGGGGACCGGAGAUGUGCGUCUGGGGGACCUGGCCGUUGGGACCGCCGCAGGGAUGGCCUGUGCACGCGCUGCAAGAGCGCACGCAGCGGGCGUCAGCGGUCAUGUCUGCGGACGAGCUACUUCAUUCUCUUCGGUGUCUCACCCUCCAUGCAGGUCAGCAAGCCAAUGGCAUAGUCAGAGUUUGGCGGUUAGGAUUAUUGCCUGUAAAGCUGUGCAGAAAUAGAAGUAUGGCCUGAGAAACUUUUUCACGGACUCGAGAUUUCUAUAUUUAUACAAAAGAUUGGUAAACAAAAGAUCGCUAACUGUUAUUCAGCUACAUAAAAGCUGGUGACGUACCAUUCUGGGUCUGGCUUGUCAGAGAGUGAAGUGCAGAGUCCACGUUCACAUUCCACGUAGAGAAACACACAUUUCUCCACCUGCCCGUCAGGUCUCAGCGCCUCGAAAGCAUCCCUGCCCGUGCGGGUGGCACUGGGCACUGGGCGCUAGUGGAGCUGUCCUCCCCUUCCUGCUUCUUUUCUGUAAAUCACAUCGUCUUUAGUGGUGCUUUAAAUUAAUUCCUGUGUGUUCCAUUAAAGUUUUAAUACGUAAUUUAAAGGGAUGAAAAACUCAUUUAUUAACUUACAAUAAAAUAAUUCUUGUCUAAUAUCUCCA